AUGCACUAUCACCACAAUAUUUUUUAUGCCAUAUUCUUAUCACUAGCUACUGCCAACAGUGUUCACUGGCAAUGGCGAGAUCUAAUAUGUGCCACAAAAGACGGAGUCGGUUUAGACAAGAUCAGUAAAGAACCCGCGUCCUGUAGUUUAGCCUUGCGUGAAACGGGGGUCGACAACGAUCCAAAUGAUAAGUGGAGACCUGCACCAGGAAACAACUCUGUUUGCUUUGAUGAGAUAGUAAACAGAACUGUACGUACUUAUUGUAACCUGCUGUGUCCAAAUGCUGAUACCGUGUACCUAAUUAAACGAACGCCGCAAACGCAUCGGUCAUGCUUUGCGUUCGUAACUUAUCAUCAUGAGAAACGUGGCACUGACUGGUACAUAUGGCGAACUGAGAACUGCCGUUUGUCCACAAUAACAUUCACGAUUCGAUGUGAGUUUCAUUUUGAUCGCAAAGAAUUCCCAAGUGAUGAGGAAAUAUUCAAGAAGCUACGAAAGGCAUAA
Messenger RNA from Loa loa (African eye worm), 504 nucleotides. RefSeq lists its product as hypothetical. The transcript has 4 exons. Bases 1 to 504 code for a protein of 167 amino acids. NCBI's taxonomy places the organism in Eukaryota, Metazoa, Nematoda, Chromadorea, Rhabditida, Onchocercidae. The record is from RefSeq and is a predicted model, not a curated record.